Messenger RNA from Kluyveromyces marxianus DMKU3-1042, 399 nucleotides. RefSeq names its product Sdh8p (gene SDH8). The coding region runs from base 1 to 399 and encodes 132 amino acids. NCBI's taxonomy places the organism in Eukaryota, Fungi, Ascomycota, Saccharomycetes, Saccharomycetales, Saccharomycetaceae. Gene Ontology annotation, cellular component: mitochondrion. The transcript has a single exon. Gene Ontology annotation, biological process: mitochondrial respiratory chain complex II assembly. The record is from RefSeq and is a predicted model, not a curated record.
AUGCUACCUACUGUAAGGAUCCCAAACGUGUUUAGAACUGUUCGUUUUAGACCAGCUUUGUCUAGCAUUAGUCAAGUAAGAACUUUCCAAGAGAGAAGAGCCGGUCCUCCACCUUUGCCCAAGGAGGAACAGGAAGAAUUCGAGAGACUUCAGAAGCUUGCUUCUUCACAGGAAGCCAUAGAUGCUUAUAAUGCGCAGUUUGAAACAGAUCAUACUAUGGAAUCUGUCAAGUCGCCCAUCUUAAAGAAUGACGUUGGAGGGUUUUCUCCGGAAUUUAUGAAGACCAUACCUGAAUUUGAAGGUGACAAGAACCCAGAAACGGGAGAAAUCGGUGGGCCUAAGCAAGACCCUUUGAGACAUGGCGACUACUCGUUUAACGGACGUGUGACAGAUUUUUAA